GCCUUCCUGCUGCCUCCGGAGUUGAUGACCUAUCCCGCGAGUGCCGAGCUUGUGGUGGCCGUGGCGCAGGACGGCUUGAACAGGUGGCUCAACAACAUCUCCACGCAGGUGAGCCACGAAGGUCGUGAGCAUGAGAUGGGGUGGCCGCAGCACAUACCCGGGGACCUCCCGAGCCUUCGGAACUUCAGGCCUUCCUGGUCAGACCUCGCAGGAGAGCGACAAACGAAGCGUGAGCUUCCCCCGAUGAGUGAAGAGACCUCUGGAAUUUUCAGAGGAGUAGGUGACGAGAUUUCUGGCAAAGAGAAUGUGAAUCUGAAUGUGCCGGAGACUUCCAAAAUGUAG
Symbiodinium sp. CCMP2456 is the source of this 342-nucleotide messenger RNA. The record is from the annotation of a GenBank genome assembly. Lineage: Eukaryota; Dinophyceae; Suessiales; Symbiodiniaceae.